This is a messenger RNA of Sinocyclocheilus grahami, 8422 nucleotides long. RefSeq names its product pleckstrin homology domain containing, family G (with RhoGef domain) member 4 (gene plekhg4). The coding region runs from base 182 to 7357 and encodes 2391 amino acids. Lineage: Eukaryota; Metazoa; Chordata; Actinopteri; Cypriniformes; Cyprinidae. The transcript has 24 exons. Gene Ontology annotation, molecular function: guanyl-nucleotide exchange factor activity. The record is from RefSeq and is a predicted model, not a curated record.
CGUACCACGCAUGUGUCAGUGUGUAGGAGACCUGCAGUUUGGAAGGGUUAGUGAGCAACACACACACAAACUUGCCCACUCAGCACACAUGCACGCACACACACACUCAACCGCGGCAUGGGACGCUGCCGGACUAGCUGGAAAAUGAAACUAAUGAAGGGAAGGAAAAUCAGCCUACAGCAUGGACUCUGAAUCUCUGGACAACUGCAUUCAGAGCACGCUCUCCGCUCUCUACCCUCCAUUUGAAGCCACCGCGGCCACCGUGCUAUGCCAGGUGUUAGACGUGGUUGAGACGAAAUACCGUGGAGACGGACUACGCUACAUCAUUGACUUCCUGGUGCCCGCUAAACACAUCCUACAGAGCAUUCAACAGGAUGCAUGCUUCCCAUACUGUGGUUUCCUGUUUCGUCAUGAGGGCUGGCCGCUCUGUGUCCAUGAGAAGGUCAUAAUUCAGCUCUCAUCUUUGGACUGGCGUGUGUUACGGCCCAGCGACUUCUACUUACAGGUGACGCCAUCGCCCAAAAGUCCCCCACGCAUCACGGUGAAGUGUCUGGCAGCUAGCAGGCAGCAUGUGGAGGAGCUGGACGUGCCAGAGCUAGCAUACACCUCUCUAUUCACCAUGGAUUGGCUGGACUCCAUCAACCGGGAGAGGAGUGUGGUCAGAAAAGCCGCUCUGGAACACUGUCUUUUAUCAGCGGAUAAUGAUAUUUUUAGGGUACCAUGGGAGGAUAUUGUUCACCCGGAGUUUAUUAGCAGACCCCCCAAAGUUACAGAAGAAGCUGAAAGUAGAGGGGUGGCCAAGGAAGUUGCCAACAGAGAGGAAAGGGACUUGGAUGUAGAUCAAGAAGACAACCCUGAGGACAUACAAUGUAGGAUUUUUAUUGACACUUCCACAGACCAAUCGGGGGAGAUGGGUUGUCAGAGCAAGGGGGUUAAGCUCCUCCCUGCUCUCAGUGAGCUCAGUAAAGAUAGCAGUGGACAGAGCUCUAGCAGCACGGCAGAGGAUUCGGAGGGAGAGUAUGUGGAGCUAGCUGAUAUCUCCUUGCCACGCUUUUCCCCACAGAAGGGCUCUCUCACUCAAGCCAUUAGCAUGAACUACAGAAAUCUACAUAAACCACAGACUGCAGCUUCUACUCAGCCUAAAGCCAAACCAGAGCAGAGUCUUUUGAAGAAUGGCGCAUGCUCACAGAGCAUGGUGUGCGCCAUGCUGAUUGAGGAAAACCUGAGUGAUACCUACCAGCCUGUGAUUUUAACCCCCACUGCUCCUGCAGAGGCAGAGCGUCAACUACAGCAGGUGGAUGGGUCUGAGCGCACCUGUGCUGCAGGUACAGCCUCCUGUGACAGUGUGUCUGAGCAUGAGUCUGAGAGAGAGUUUAUGUCUCAAAACUCUGACUGUGAUACUGCUCCACUUUCUGAUACGUCAACACGUAACAUAUCACAAACAGACUGUGAACCAGUCAACACAUCACAACUAGACAGCAAUCUAGUCAGCUCAUUACAACCAGACAGUAAACCAGUCAACACGUCACAACUAGUCAACGAGCCAGUGAAGACACCACAAUCAGAUGUUAAACCAGUAAGCACAUCUCAGCAAGACAACGAACUAGUCAGCACAUCAGAACUUGACAGCAAACCAGUUGGCACAGCACAACUAGUCAGUGAGCCAGUCAGGACAUCACAGCCAGACGUUAAUCCUGAAAACACAUCUCAUCUAGACAACCAUCUAGUGAGCACAUCACAACUAGAUAAUGAGCCAGUCAAGACAUCACAUCCAGACGUUGAACCAGUAAGCAUAGGUCAGCUAGACGACAGUCUAGCUAGCACAUCACAAUCAGACAGCAUGUCACAGCUAGUCAAUGAGCUAGUCAAGACUUCACAACCAGACAUUGAACCAGUAAGCAUAUCUCAACCAGACCUUAAACCACUAAACAUUACUCAACUUGACAGCAAACUAGUCAACACUUCACAACCAGACAGUAAACCAGUCAGCACAUCACAGCUAGUCAGUGAGACAGUCAAGACGUCACAAACAGACCAUAAACUAGUAAGCAUAUCUCAACUAGACAGCAAACUAGUUAGCACAUCUGAACUAGACAACAAAAAAGAAAGUUUAUCUCAACUAGACAGCAAACCAGUUAACACAUUAGAACUAGACAAUGAGCCAAUCGAGACAUCACAAACGGACAUUAAACCAGUGAGCACAUCUCAAUUAGAUAACAAACUAGUCAGCACAUCACAACCAGAGAGCAAACCAGUCAACACAUCACAACUAGAUAUCGAGCCAAUCAAGACAUCACAACCAGACAUCAAACCAGUCAGCACAUCUCAGCUAGACAACAGUCUAGUCAGCACAUCACAACCAGAUAACCAACUAUUCCACACAUCACAACUAGAAUGUGUACUAGUUAGUAUAUCUUUACCAGAAAGCAAACCACUCAUUGCAUCACAUCUGUACAGCAUGCCACUAAGUACAUCACAAACAGACAGCAAAACAGUUCACGUGGAGCAACAAGACAGCGAAGUAACUAGUAUAUCACAACCAGAGAAUGAAAUGUUAUCUGGUACUUUAGAGAGGGAAAACUUAGAACAAGUUUCUCCGGCUAAAAUUGAACUUGUUGUGUUUGAUCCUGCUGCAGAAGUCGUAUCUGAAUCUGAGCAGGUCCGAGGUGAUCAUGGCCUGGAAGGCUGUUGUGAUUUGCAGAAUUGCAAAGUGUUGGUUUCUGAGCCUCUAACUGUCAGUGUACACAAACAGACUGAGCAAACAGAGCACAGCCCAUGUCAGAUACACAAACACAUCCAAACACCACCUGAGCAAGUGCAUGAUCUUUCUGCCACAAAAGAAGACCAUCAAGCAUUUAGUAACAGUAGCCAUGACAAGAAUGCAUCUGAUGGUGAUUAUAGUUUGAGUGCAGAGGAAGAAAGUGGGCCUGUUUCGGCUGCUCCGCAAAGCAAACAGGUAGCUUUUGCCUCUGUCACCACGGUGCCUGAGGAGGAUCUGGUUACACUCAUUUCACAGGGUCAGGUGAGGACAGAGUCCCACGAGGACAGAAACAAUGAGACUGAGGUAAAACUCCAGACAAAAGAAGCACAUGCAGAAAGAGAAGUAGCUGGAAAUGUAUCUUGUAAGGAGGAAGAAACGGUAGAAAAGAAAAGCAUUGGAGUGACAGAAAGCAAGACAGAGAAUGAUAUAGUAGCAGUUUGUAAGGCAGAGGAAGUUGAGACUGCUCAAACAGAUCUGGUAGAUGCCACACCCAAGUCUGAUUCCAACGUUCAAGUUCAGGAGGAGUGCAGCUCCUCUGUAGGAACAGAUGAGAAGAAACAAACCGAUGUUGAAGAGAAAGGGGUGGAGGAAGAGGAGACCGAGGGUAUUACUGUGAGUGAGCAAGAGGCCAUAGUGAUCAGCUAUUCUGAAAAUAGAGUCCAGUCAGCAUGCAAUCAAGUCCUUGAUCCAGACGCAGAUGUUCCCAACACAAAUGGACACAUGCACACUCAGGACACACCUACCACCAAAGGAGAAGGGCAAAAUACAAAGGAGGAGGAGGAGAGAAAGGGGGAAAAUGAGGAGAGGCAAGAGGAUGAGGUUAAUUCCUCUGUGAAUGGCUCUCCAGCAGGGCAUCAGCAACAAGCAGACAUGGAGACCCGUUACCAUCAGCAGGAAGAGCAAGCAUCCAGUCAGGAAGUAGACAGCAUUGUUUCCCACCUGUCUGCUAAAACCCAAAAUGAAGACCCCUCAGCAGUUCCUCCACCACUGCCUCCCAUCUCCCAGAAGACCCAGCCUGUCCAGAGUGAGGCUUAUGACAUCAAUCCUGAUGUCCUGAGCUCUGGAGUGCUCUGCCUGCCGGGAACAAGAGAUAAAUCAGGCCAUGCCCUUGUGACAGUGACAAUGAGAAACACUAUCUGGUUGAAUCCGAACUGCAAUAGUGGAGAGCUGAUGCGGAUCAUGGUCUACUUCUUCAGUACACUCAGGAAGGAAGUUAGUGCUUUGGGACUGACUGUCCUGGUGAAUGCCCGCAGGUGUUCUCCUGUCCCCGCCCUCUUUAAAUCCUUCAACAUCCUCCAGGAAGCCAUGCCGGGAUGCAUCCAUACAGUACUGCUGCUGGCCGACAGAGAUUUGGCUCUACGUGUGGAGAAAACCACUUCUAUACAGGUGGAGUUGUUGACAUCGCUUAAGUCUCUCUAUAAGCAUGUUGACAUCGCUCAACUCCCCACUGAGUUUGAAGGCACUUUCCCUUAUUCCCACAGCAGCUGGAUCUGUUUCAGAAUGAGGCUGGAGCAGCUGACCAGCCAUUGUGAGGAUGCUGUGAACCUGCUUCAGAACACCAUCAGCAAACUGGAGUCUACAGUGCUGCCACCUACAGCAGAGGAGGCACAGAUCUUAUUGUGUAAGUACAGAGAGUUGAUGAGGACUGUUCUGGAGGACAGCAGGUUGGUGCGGCUACAGCUGGAGGGAGGAGCCGCUCUGUCCCGUUUGCGAAAAGAGGAGACCAGUGUCAGUCUGACAGAGGACUACAGAGAUGCCAUCGAGAGUGCAGGCUGUCUGUACAACCAAGUGGACGAGUUGGUUCACAGACUGGUGAUGCUGUCCAACAAAUGCACACAGGAACUGGAAUUCAUAAUGGAGUUUAAGACUCUGGAGGAGGGAUUCAGAGAGGUGAGUCAGUGGAUAGAAGAAGUGGGCGAGACUCGUCUGCAGACACUGAGUGAGCUGGAAGAUUCCUUUGAGCAGUUACAUCAUAAACAGACUGUCUUCAGAGAAUUUUACACAGCUGCAUAUGAACACUGUAAGAGUGGUGAAGCUCUCCUUAAGCGCUUAGAGAAGUGGGAAGACGUCUCUUCUGCAGAGCUGCAGGUGUACGAGGUGAAGAUACGCUCAUUCUGGGUCCAUCUACAUGAUUUCUCCCAGCGAGUGGAGGAAACCAAGGAUAAAAUUGACAAGACUGUUCGACUCUACGAGUUUUUUGACAAGGCAUAUGAAUGGGCGCUAGAGGGCAUGCGUCAUUUGGCGUGUGUUAGUAUGGAGGAAUGUGGCAUGUCUGACAGGUGUCAGAGCGUGAUCAUGUGUCUGGAGACCUAUCACAGUCAGCACCCCCCGAUCCCCGACGCACACUUCCAGGAGAUGAAGGACCUCGCUGGGGAGCUGAAGAGUGAGCAGGGACUCAAGCAGUGGAAGUUUGCCUGGUCCAAGUGUCAGGAGACCAAGCAGAUGUUUGAGAAGAAGCUGGAGAUGGCCCUGCGCACCCGCCGCGAGAGCGGCUCCAAAUCAGCGAGGGGUGACUCCUCUCGCCGGAACUCGGACCGUAGCGCUAAACCUCAGGAGCGUAGCAGUAGCAUCUCCUUCUCAUGUCGGAAAGCGUUCGGUGGAGGUUGGGCCAGGGACAGACUUUCCUCACAUUCCAGCAUGUCCUCCACUCCUAGCAGUCCUUCAGGCAUUCGCAUGGACACUCGUGACUCUGUCCGAACCCCCACAGGAAGUCCAUAUAGCAUUGAGCACAGCACGCCUGUCAGAUCCCACAGGCUAACACGAAGCAUCUCUACAGACGAGUCUCCGCAGCGGCCACAAGUGGAGGGGCAGGCAUGUGCAACAAGCCCAAGCCUCACUUCUAUAGAACCAAACCGCAGGGUUUUGCGGAAGACCCAGAGCUUUGAUACGGCCGGUAGCGAGUCUGUGUCACGGUAUGGGACCUGUCAGAGAACUUUGAGUGAGCCUGCACGGAGAGGAAACACAGGGGUGUUCAUUAAGGGUCUGGAGGUGAGCAGCACUGAAGUGAUCGAUCGGCCGUACAGCCCGCGACUGCCGCCCAUGCAUGGAUGGUCUUCUGUUGAUUCACACCGCAGCGGGAGUCCUGCACCAGAAACACGCAGCAAGGGCAGUAAACUACGCCACAUCGUAGAUGAGAUGGUAACAACGGAGCGGGAAUAUGUGCGUUCUCUGCGGUACAUCAUUGACAACUAUUUCCCUGAGAUGGAGCGUGCUGACCUGCCACAGGACCUGCGGGGAAAGCGCAGCGUCAUCUUCGGAAACCUGGAGAAGCUGGUGGACUUCCACAGCCAGUAUUUCCUGAAAGAGCUUGAGAGCUGCUGCAAUCAUCCACUACGCGUCAGCCACUGCUUCCUACGACAUCAAGACCAGUUCAGCCUGUAUGCUUUAUACAGCAAGAACAAGCCAAAGUCAGACACACUUCUGGCCAGCCAUGGAAACAGCUUCUUCAGGCAUAAGCAGCUGGAGUUGGGGGAUAAGAUGGACCUGGCGUCGUACCUGCUGAAGCCCAUCCAGCGCAUGAGUAAGUAUGCCCUGCUGCUGAAAGACCUGAUCAAAGAGGUGAGCGAAGUCCAGGAGCAGGAGCUAAUGUACCUACGUGCCGCCGCCGAGAUGGUCAAAUUCCAGCUUCGCCAUGGCAACGAUCUGCUCGCCAUGGACGCUAUCAGAGAUUGUGAUGUGAAUUUGAAAGAGCAGGGGCAGUUGGUUCGGCAAGAUGAGUUCACAAUUUUCUAUGGCAGGAAGAAGUGCCAAAGACACGUGUUCCUGUUUGAGGAUCUAGUGCUGUUCAGCAAACCCAAACGCGUUGAGGGUGGCCUAGAUGUUUACAUAUAUAAGCACUCUUUUAAGACGGCUGAUGUGGGUAUGACAGAGACGUCGGGUGAGAAUGCUCUGAGGUUUGAGGUCUGGUUCAGGAGGAGAACUUCAAAGAACCAGACCUACAUUCUCCAAGCCAGCAGUGCCGAGAUCAAACAUGCCUGGACCUGCGACAUUGCACGGAUACUAUGGCAGCAGGCCACGAGGAACAAAGAAAUUCGAAUGCAGGAGAUGGUCUCUAUGGGGGUGGGCAAUAAACCCUUCCUGGACAUUAAACCCAGUGAUGCUGCUAUCAACGACAGAGCUAUUGACUACAUUAUGAAAGGCAGAGGAGCCAGGACGAGAGCCUCCAUUGCUGUCUCGCUUUUUGACCACUCAAACCCAUUCAAACGAGCUGCAGUAAAUGCUCCCGUUAGUGGCCCCCCAGUGUCCAGUGGCCCCUCUUCUUCCACGUUGCUGGGCCCAUUAAAUCUGCAUAUGUACAGCACCCAAAACCUGUUAGCAGGGGAGAGACCUCUCAUUAGCCCCUGCAUCGAGGAAGACGAGCUGGAGCACGAGACAAGCAGUCAACCGUCUAUGACUACAGAGAGUUCGGGUUCGUCAUCUCACUGUCUGUCAGGUAGUGGCUCAAGCGGGUCAGACAGCGGAUGUGUGUCCAGUCACCAUCCCGAGGCUUUGUGCGAGGAGCCCAGCUCACCGUGUGACUCCUCCUGUUACUCCUCCAUCACCUCUCCCACCCAGGACAAACCCUGCUUUAACAGCCAGUACAUCUCAGCGGUUUAAGACCUGUCUGCUUCAGAUUGUGAAGACAACGUUGCCACACCGAAGAGGAGUACAGAGCUAGUAUUUAUUGUUCCCAUUGAGUGCCAGCAAAUCUCAUGCAGAGUUUAAAAAGCGCUCAAAAUAGCACUGUUUCUCUUUUUCUUUUUAAAGCCACUUUUAGCUUCAAUAGCUUUUAUAUAAUUUUAAAAAUGAUCUAUAAAACUGAAUAAAUAUUCUUGUAUUUAUCUUCUUUUCAAAUGUUAAGAUACAGUAGUGUUCUCAGCUGUAUUAUUAACUGUAAAUACUGUAGUAGUGUACAAUACACUUCUGAACUGUUGCGGUUAUUCAGUUCCCACUCUUUUUGCCGUUGUUGUUGUUGCCCAUUUUGCUGCAGACUUCAGCUGGUUUGAUUUAGAAAAAAAAUGCCUUAAUGUUAAAAGGCAUGGCUAGAUUUCUAAGCAUCAGUACACUAAAGGUGUUAAGCAAUGUUUAAAGCAUUUGUUGUAGAGUUUCUGUUCUUUCUAGUGUUUCCAUAGUUUGUGGACCUGUAGUCAGUCAAUAUGCUGUAUGAUAGCUGGCCUGAUCCAGAAUCAGAGAGCAUUCAUUCAAAUCAUACGACUGACCUCAGGUCAGCACUGCUGCCUGUUUGGAGAUGGUGAGAGUUUUCAUUUCAGUUCUCUUAUUUACAUGAUUAACUAUAACAAAAUACAACAUGUAAAUUGUAAAUAGUUGCACCAGUGGUGCUUUGAGGACAUAGCGUUUAGGAAGUAAUGUUUAUACAUGUAUUAACCAGUCAACAUGGGAAUCACUCAAGUGCCAUUCUUUGUUGCCAACCCAAAUUGGAAGUGUAAAAUCAAAAGAUAAUAGUAUGCAAGUUCCACUUCAGGCUGAAGCAUGAGUAUGCACUCAAGUGUUUUAUUUUCCAUCUUAACAAGUUCACACAGAAGUAAUAAAGACUGGAUUGCUUUGUACCGGUAAAGAAAGUGUGUUUUAUUUAUGGUCUUUAAUCAUUUAUGAUUGGCAUAAAGUAGAAGCACAUAUCCCACAAACCCUGCGGGCUGGUAUUCAAUUUCUGCACACUGACUG